Molecule: messenger RNA, 1293 nt
Organism: Mycotypha africana
Lineage: Eukaryota; Fungi; Mucoromycota; Mucoromycetes; Mucorales; Mycotyphaceae
Exons: 2
Coding region: 91-1266 (391 amino acids)
Source: RefSeq, a predicted model, not a curated record
CUUUUGAUUUGGUGAGUAUUCAACUUCUCUUCUCUCUUCUCUUUUCUACUUUUUCAUAGUAUUUAUUCAUAAAAAAGAAAUCAAUCAAGCAUGAAAUUGAUUUCAACAUCUAUAUCUUUCUUUUUAUUGUCAGCCACAUCGUUUGUUGUAACUGCGACUCCACAGCGUAGAUCAGAUAUCAAUGAGGUUGUGACAGCAGAAACACCAGACUCCUCUAUUAUCGAUAAUUUACUUGAUCACAACGCAACAAUACUCAAUACAGUGAAAGCUUUUGACGGUAUCAUUUUCGGUAAUUUUGAAGCACAAACUGGAACACAGAGAUUCAAUGGAUCACUUGCCGUCCAAGGCAAUUUUACAGCAACCAACUUCAAAGUAAACUCUGACAGAACGAUAGACUGUCCGGUAAAUACGACUGCAGUCUCUUUGGAUAGUUUUGGUCUUGUCAUUGGAGGAGCUCUAACUGUCAAGAAUGCAACUGUUAAUGGUGCCUCAUAUCACGCUUCUGGAAGUGUCACUGCUGAAGGCAUAAAAAACAACGACUGCAAUCGCUAUGCUAAUAUCGACUUUAAUGUUCUCCAAAAUGAGGCACGUACUAUUUCCAAAUUCUUUGCCAAUCAAAGACCCAACAUGGUUAUUCGUGACGUAGGAUACCUAACAGAUGGCGAGUAUACAAGCACUAGCAACCAAGACUAUUAUAUCUACACUUUCAAUAAAUGCGCUGAAAAAUUCUGUGAAUUACCUAAUUAUCUGUAUUCUGAUUCCGAGGAGAUCUUCAAUGGUGGCAACUGGACUGGACCAUACAAUGCGAACUAUCCAAAGGACAAACCUAUCAUUUUCAAUAUACCUGUCCAAAAUAAUUCAUUCUUCAAUAUGUCAACAGCAAAUCCCGCGGCUGGUCUCGAGGGUGCUGCCGUUCUGUAUAAUGUUUAUCCAGCCACAGCCACAGGAGCAUAUGAUCCUUCUGGCCACGUUGUUUGGCUACGUAAUACGACUCACAUUAUCAACGGUUUUAUGCUGGCGCCUUCUGCAUUUGUCGUUGAAAAUAAUAUCGGUGGUUUUAAUGGGCACCUGGUGGCAUCACAAUAUUUAUCUGUUCUCGAAAACGAAUAUGCCUUACUGAAUAGUAAUCCUUUACUGUACAAUGCAUUACUUAAUAAUAACUUUACCCUGAAUGAUAGAACUGACUUCAACAACAAUAUUACCACUACUAAUAAUUCCACUACUCCUAUAAAUUACAAUAACACCAGCACUAAUAGUGGAGCAUAAUAAAAUCAUAAAUUGUAAUUAAAACAA